GUCAUCCGCCGGCAAUGCGUCACCGCGGCCGCCGUUUCCCAUUGGCCGCAGGAACGGGUGACAUCAUCGACAAUAACAGGAAGUGGAGGCGGCUGGAACCGGAGCCCGAGGAGUUUAGGCCUAGUCCCGAGAAGCACCAUGAACGCCAUAUUCGGUAGGAGGAAGACCCCGGAGGAGAUGCUCCGGCAGAACCAGCGAGCCCUGAACCGGGCCAUGCGGGAGCUGGACCGGGAGCGAAUGAAACUGGAGCAGCAAGAGAAGAAAAUCAUCGCUGACAUUAAGAAAAUGGCAAAACAAGGACAGAUGGACGCGGUUAAAAUAAUGGCGAAAGACUUGGUGCGGACUCGGCGCUAUGUGAAGAAGUUCAUCAUGAUGAAGGCAAACAUCCAGGCAGUGUCCCUGAAGAUCCAGACGCUGAAAUCCAACAACACCAUGGCCCAGGCCAUGAAGGGAGUCACUAAGGCCAUGGCCACCAUGAACCAGCAGUUGAAACUGCCUCAGAUUCAGAAGAUUAUGAUGGAGUUUGAGAAGCAGUCGGAGAUCAUGGACAUGAAGGAGGAAAUGAUGAACGACGCCAUUGAUGAUGCCAUGGGUGACGAAGACGAUGAGGAAGAGAGUGAUGCUAUCGUGUCCCAAGUACUGGAUGAACUUGGCCUGAACCUGACUGACGAAUUGUCCAACCUCCCCAGCACCGGAGCGUCACUCAGUGUUGCUGCCGGGAAAAAGGCGGAGCCAGUGGUCCUGGAAGACGCCGAUGCCGACUUGGAAAAGCGGCUGAAGAACCUCCGCAAGGACUGAGGGAGACGAUGACGUUUUUUUUUUUCUCUUGUGUUUAUAUUUUAAAUCUGGGGGAGGGAGGAAUAAUACCGACUGUACGGAGCGAUAGUGAUUUAGUUAUCUUUUACUCUUCUGGGGAUGAUCGUCGAGCUGUAUGGUUGGCGCAGGAGCAGGAUUCCCCUCUACCCUGUGGUCAGGCCUGGCGCUGUACAGCGGGUCAGUGCCAUGAAUUUAAAAACGAGCAAAAACCGAGCGUGGUUGGUUUUGCUGGGAGCUGGGCAGCCUGCUGCUAAAGAUAGUUAGGAUCUUGUUUGCAGGCAGUUUCUUCUUUUUUUUUCUCACUCCUUCCUGCCCUCCUCCUCCUUCACAUCGUUCCUUACCCACCCUCUGCCCACCCGUGUGUUGAUACCCACCAAAGUGAGAGAGCGAGAAGCCCCGGGCACCAGAGCCGCACGAACCCUUACUCGAAGGGGAGUUAUUAAAAUGGCACUGGCGAUAAAUUGGAGGGUAAUGUAAGCGUGUAUAUAGGUAGAUAUAUUUUAUCCUUAAAGCAAAGGUGCGAUAAAGUUGUCCUCCUGUCUGGCACCAUGUGAAUGGCAGACGUGAAUCUGGCUCCUCUGAUGGCCCUUCAGCGGGGCCUGCAAAAACGGUGAGGCUGCAGUCCCUCGACCGACAGGCGCCACUUCAAGUCACGUUGCCAAGCCUUUACGGCCACUGGUGUAGAAUUGGGAUUUCCGUUCUGCCUGCCCCUGUGCGCCUGCCUGUUUUUAAGGUCACAGUUGCACCCCGAGCCUCUGCUCUCACUGUACAUGUAACAGCAACGCCCCCCCCCCCCACCCCCGGCCCUCUCCUGAAGGUGGCAUUACCUGUGGCAGUGUAGAUUCCACCCCCCACAGAGGGUGAAUCCAGGAGUGUGCAGCCUCUCUCGGCUGUUCAACUCGGGAGGGUAUUGCAGUCCAACCUGACCCUCUGCAGUUUCCAUCGAGUUACUGAGCAGCAGUCAGGCUCCUGAAGGAAAAACCAGUAAAACUUAGGAAAUGUCUGGUACUGGUCCAAAAUGGUCUUCUAUACGUUAAAAUGGAACUCCAGUUCAGACCAGUACUAGUCACUUCCAAGUUUUACUGUUGUUUUCCCUUAGACGGAGCAGAACCUUUGAUUUCCAUCCUGUUCCUCCUCAGGCAGUGUUGUCCCCCUUCCUCCUGACCAAUUUAAAAGAUUCAUUUAUUUCUUAAUAGAUUUGUAUAUUAGGGGAGCAGUAAGGCCGGGGUGAGGCACGAUUCUAAUUUGGCACUGAUCUCCAUUGCUGUGCGUCAAACUGUUAAUGAGAAUCCCAAUUUCAGUUAUCUCUCAGUAAGAGUAAAAAUCUUACCUCAGUGUGCACUCCCUGCCAACAUAUUCCAUUAUAAAUUCCUGUCAGUAUUUAGAAUGGAAUAUGCCUGUGUAAACAUGUCACAAUAUAAUUACACCCUCCUGUCACAGCACCACCAUCGGUGGGAUGGCGUAAUUACAAUGUGACAAGUUUACAUAGGUAGUUUCCAUAAUAAAAAUGGAUAUAGGAAGUAAUGAUAUAAAUAUUGGGUUCAAAUAUAUGGCUUUGAAUUUGGCUUGAAUUAUGUCUCUCUAUCCUGGCCUAAUUAUACCCCGCACUUAAACUGUGCUUCACCCGCUUGAUUUUAACACCACAGGAACUUGAUUGGUAUUAAACGGAAGAAUAACUGACACAUCACACCAAAGUAAGAGUAAAAAUGGAUCCCAGGGCUGUGCGUUUUGACCUGAGCGUCCAGUAUUGACUCCGUGAAAUGUCACGUUGUCAUUAGUGCCAGGGCAGGCACUCCGUCGGUCCAUUGUUCUUGCUGCAAAUCUGGGCUGCCCUAUACUCAGCAGCUGAGAGACUGCGUUUCCUGCGCUCAAGUGAGUUGUACCUAUUAGUAUUAACCAUCCGAGCAAGGUGUGAUUGGAAGAGAAGGUUGCUCUCUCCGGCUGCUCUUCAGGUGCCUGGAAGUUACCUGAUCUGGGCAUCUUCCUCUGAGACACCUGACGGCACUCUGGUACGUUCUGCUAUGUCCCAUUUGCUCUGAAACCCAGCUAGUUCCCUGAUACCUAGAACUUUGUAAGAGCAGGCUACACAAAUAGGGGUUCUCAGAGGAGCAAGUCCAGAGCACGUACGGUUUUGACAGGUAAUUUGAAUGGUUGUUGUGAAAUGUACUAUUUGUCUUCAGCUUAACUCUCAGUAACUUGACAUUAAAAUAAAUCAAUUUGGGAAAGGUUGCUGGUGUGUCCCAGACAUUUGACUUGUAAAACAAUAAAUGACCUGUUCCCCCUCCCACCCCCUCCAAUCCCCAGCCUGCACACUAAUAAUAACUGUGUUUUAAGGACUUGGAUUGUAAAGUAUUAAUGAACAAUGGAGUGAGAGCAAUAUGAUGCCUCUCUCCCCUUUGGGAUCUGUACAGCCGAGUGCUUCAACUCACUACCUUUGGCGUUACCGAGACAAGGAGGUACUGUUCCUGUAGCCAGGAGCCGAAAUCUAUAAGCUGGCCCCUUGCCUCAAGAUCUCAGCUGUAUGUGAGGAGGAUGCUUGCAUGCGUGUUGAUCUGCCUCGUGCACUGACAGAGCCGAUGGUAAUGCCUGAGAGUACAGCAGCCUCCAGUGUAACACUGCGUUUCUCUCUGAAAAAUGAAACCCUGCAAGAUGCCUUCUGUAUGAGCAGCUGUUGUGAUGCACUUUUUCUGAAACUCUCCAUGUCCUGUUAUAGAGAAGGCUGAUAACAAUGUGUAUUAUUUAUGUUCUGCCGUUAACAGGAGCUGGAAGUCAGGACAAGGUGCAGCCUGCACUACAUUAUCAUUAUUCUUUUUUGCAGGUGCUUUUCUAUUGGGGAAGGUUUUUAUUUUGUUUGUCUGUGUACUAUCGUCCUUUUUGUCACAAUAAAUUAUGCACUGUUUAGUCA
Messenger RNA from Carcharodon carcharias (great white shark), 3721 nucleotides. It is a transcript of the gene chmp2a, whose product is annotated as charged multivesicular body protein 2A. Gene Ontology annotation, cellular component: multivesicular body; ESCRT III complex. The record is from RefSeq and is a predicted model, not a curated record. Gene Ontology annotation, biological process: endosome transport via multivesicular body sorting pathway; protein transport; late endosome to vacuole transport. The transcript has 6 exons. NCBI's taxonomy places the organism in Eukaryota, Metazoa, Chordata, Chondrichthyes, Lamniformes, Lamnidae. Bases 139 to 798 code for a protein of 219 amino acids.